CGUCCGUGUUCACGGACCUGCUGACGACAGCUGGUCUAGGUGUGACGCCACUGGCUACUAGUGACGCCAACUACAGCAGGUGGUGACGCCAACUACUAGACGGUAUCUGCUUUGUAUCCCCUAUGUUUCUCUCACGGAUCUCGCCCGACGUAAGUGUGGGCACGCUUUAUAUGGUUGCGUAUGGUUGCCUGAACCACACGGAAGAGCCGCUUAUUGAUGUGUGGUUUCCGAUCAUCAGGGGAAGCGACAGUUUGAGGCCAUAGCGUCCAAGAUAGAUGAGGAUGACCGCCGGCUCGUACGCAUCAAGGAGCUGCGCAAGUCGGUGCGUGAUUCACGGGACAGCCUGGAGAAGAGGGCUCUGCGUCUGGCCGAGGACCAGCAGAAUACCGACGCCCGAAUGCGGACGACCGAGAUGACACUCGAGAAGUGGAACGAAGAGGCGACUGAGCUGGAAGGCAAGUUCAAUGACUUCCUCAGGCUGGCGCAGCGUGUGGCGCCGUCCGAAGGCGAGGCGCCCUCGGGUAGUGUGACUCUGCCGUCGCAGUACUUCCAGGACCUGUAUGUGCGGCUAGGGCGACAGCUGUGGCAACUCAAGAUGCGCCUCAAGGAGGUCGACGAGGCCAUCCAGAUGAUGCAGCAGGACGCCCAGGCGACCCAGGGCACCUGGCUGUCCCUCCACCUCUCACGUAUCGAGAAAAUCUUCCGCGCACAGCACUACAACUACAAGCACCUCGCCGUCACCCUCUCGCGACUGUCCAAGCAGGUCGACGGCCUUAAGGCUGUGGCCGCCCGCAACCCCCAGGUGGCCGACCUCCUGGCCAAGAAGGCGCCCCACGCUGUAUCCGGCCCCCCACUGGACCUCCCACAUGCCGCCGCACGGCAGGCUGGUAUCCAAGCCACGCUGCUCGGGCCUCUCGCCGGUGCUGGAUCGAGCCUGCUGUUCGGCCAGCCGCAGCCCCAAGCCGCCGCUUCGCCGCUCUUCACCAGCCCUCAGCAGACGGGAGGCCUGGGGGCAUCCCUCUUCAGUGCGCCGCAGGGGCCCGGGGGAGGGCUUUUCGGUGCGUCGAGUCAGGGAGCCACCACCAGCUUGUUUGGCGCGUCGCAGCCUGCCAGGGGCGGUAUCUUCGGUGCCCAGUCUGGCCAGCAGCAGACUGCGGGUCUCUUCGGUGCCACAACCGCCGGCGGUCUGCCUGGCGGUGCUGCGGGCGCUGCAUUUCUCACGCCUCAGACGCAGCAACAGCAACAGCAGCCGCACUUUGGCACUGCGGCUCCGUUCGUAAGAAGGUAGGAUAGGUGGUUGGUAGCUGUCGCUUCGCUGGCAUCGUGCCGUUGUCGGUAUGCAUGAUAGACUGAAUGGACCGACUGGAUGUGUGAGUGUGGUACAUUGCUGGCAUACGAUUCGUCUCAACUGCCCACCUAUCGAGGUGGCUUUGUGUGAAACUGCCAGCGAGGACAACCAGUGUCAAUCACUCAAAAUGAAUGGAUGUAUUGAUUAUCUCCUGUAUCAGACG
Vitrella brassicaformis is the source of this 1511-nucleotide messenger RNA. NCBI's taxonomy places the organism in Eukaryota, Vitrellaceae. The record is from the annotation of a GenBank genome assembly.